GUUGUAAGAUGGGUGUAUUUUUUAUGAUAUUACGUUACCUCAAAAUGCAAUGAAUGCUACAUAGACAGAUGUUGAAACAAAGGAAAUUUAAAGGAUGUCGUGAAAAUCUGUAUAAAAACAUUAAAUCAAGAGUCGCUGGCAGUGUAGAAUGAAUACCGAACCGCUGGAUAGAAAGAGAGAGCGAGACAGACAGACAGACAGCGCCAGUUCUUGCAGUGUGAACACUGAAUAACUGGAUAUAGAUAUAAAUAUAUAUAAAUCACUGGUUUUAGAGACGACUGCAACAGUAUAAACACUGAAUCAGUGGAUAGAGCUGCAGUAUAAUGACUAAAUCACUAGAUAUAGAGGACUGCAACAGUAUAAACACUGAAUCAGUGGAUAGAGCUGCAAUAUUUGCAGUAUAAUGACUAAAUAACUGAAUAUAGACUUCUGAAAUCUACAGUAUAAACACUGAAUCGGUGGAUUCAGAUAGUUGCAAUAUCUACAGUAUAAACACUGAAUCAGUGGAUCCAGAAAGCUGCAAUAUCUACAGUAUAAACACUGAAUCGGUGGAUCCAGGGAGCUGCAAUAUCUACAGUAUAAACACUGAAUCGGUGGAUCCAGACAGCUGCAAUAUCUACAGUAUAAACACUGAAUCAGUGGAUCCAGAAAGCUGCAAUAUCUACAGUAUAAACACUGAAUCGGUGGAUCCAGGGAGCUGCAAUAUCUACAGUAUAAACAGUGGAUCCAGACAGCUGCAAUAUCUACAGUAUAAACACUGAAUCAGUGGAUCCAGACAGCUGCAAUAUCUACAGUAUAAACAUUGAAUCUCUAGCAUCACAGUGGGCUGUAAUAUCUGCAGUACUACAUUGAAUCAUUGGAUACAGAGGGAUGCAUCGUCUGCAGUAUAAACACAUUAAUACUGGAUAUAGAAGCGAGCUCUGCAAUUCCUGAAGUAUUCACAUUGAAUUACUGGAUGUAAAGAUCACUGCGUCUUUGCUGGUUAAAAUGGAAGCAAAGAUUAUUAACUUUCUGCAUUUUAGGUUUUUGUCUGCAAUUCCAUUUUAACAAGCUUUGUUUUUAAAAGGCUGCAUCUAAUUGUUGAAUCAGUCACCGCCAUAAUUUUUGAAUCAGUUGCCUUGAUUCUUGAAACAGUUGCUGCCCUAAUUGUUGAAUCGGUUGCCAACCUAAUUGUUGAAUCGGUUGCCCAGAUUAUUGAAUCAGUUACUCUAAUUGUUGAAUCGGUUGCUGACCUAAUUGUUGAAUCGGUUGCCGAGAUUAUUGAAUCAGUUGCCCUAAUUGUUGAAUCAGUUGCCUUGAUUCUUGAAACAGUUGCUGCCCUAAUUGUUAAAUCAGUUGCUGACCUAAUUGUUGAAUUGGUUUCCCUGAUUGUUUAAGCAGUUGCCCUAAUUAUUGAAUCAGUCUCCACCCUAAUUGUUGAAUCAGUUGCCCUGAUUCUUGAAACAGUUGCUGCCCUAAUUGUAAAAUCAGUUGCUGACCUAAUUGUUGAAUCCGUUGCCCUGAUUGUUGAAUCCGUUGCCCAGAUUAUUGAAUCAGUUGCCCUAAUUGUUAAAUCAGUUGGAGGUUGUUUUCUUGAUAGCAUUGAGUGUAAUUUCGUUUUUGCUUUAAAAUGUCUUUUACUAAUGUGUAUGGUAACAGUGACAAGUUUUUUGUGUGUCAAAUCUGCUCAAUGAUGUUUCCACAGCCGCCUGAACUGCUAGAACAUAUGUUAAUACAUUUGGCCAAGAAACCUUUCAAAUGUGAACUGUGUUCAGAAUGUUUUGCAAGGACUUCGGACUUGACAACACACAAGUUAGUACAUUCAGAAGAGAAGUCUUUCAAAUGUGAAUUAUGCUCAGAAUGUUUUGAACAGAGUUUGGACCUAAUAGCUCACAAGUUAAUACAUACGUUUGAGAAACCUUUCAAAUGUGGAAUUUGCACAGAAUGUUUUGCACAGAGUUCGGACUUGAUCGCACAUAAGUUAGUACAUGCAGAUGAAAAACCUUUCAAAUGUGGAUUGUGCUCAGAAUAUUUUGCAUGGAAUUCGGAGUUAAUGGCACAUAUGUCAAUACACACAGAAGAGAAACUUUUCAAAUGUGAAGAAUGCCCAGAAUCUUUUGCGCAUAACUUGGUACACACAGAUGAGAAGUCUUUCAUAUGUGGAGUGUGUUCAGUAUGUUUUCGGUGCCGUUUGGAUUUGGAAGAGCAUACAUGUGUGUUGAUGCAUUUGGAUGAAAAACCAUUCGUGUGUAAAUUUUGCACAAAAUGUUUUGCACAAAGCUUGGAUUUACAAGAACACAUGUUAAAACAUUCAUCUGAGAAAUGCUUUGAAUGUAAAACGUGUGCAGAAUGUUAUGCACAGAGUCCGGACUUGCAAGAGCAUAUGUUAGCACAUUCAUCUGAUAAGCCUUUCAAAUGUGACUUGUGCUCAGAAUGUUUUGCACAAAGUUUGGACUUGGAAGGACAUAAAUUAACACAUGCCGAUGAGAAACCUUUUAUAUGUGGAGUGUGCUCAAUAUGUUUUGCAAAUAGCUUGGACUUACAAGAACAUAUGAUAAUACAUUCGCCCAAGAAACCAUUUAAAUGUGAAAUGUGCUCUGAAUGUUUUGCACAGAGUUUGAACUUACAGGAGCAUAUGGUAAUGCAUUCGGCAGAGAAACCUUUUAAAUGUGAAAUGUGCUCGGAAUGUUUUGCACAGAGUUUGGACUUGAAAGAACAUGUGCUAAUACAUUCUUCUGAGAAACCAUUUAAAUGUGAAUUGUGCUUAGAAUGUUUUGCACAAACAUCUGACUGGAUAAAGCAUAUGUUCACACAUUUGGCAGAGAAACCAUUCAGAUGUGAUCUGUGCUCAGAAAGCUUUGUGCAGAGUUCCGACUUGAACAAACAUAAGUUGAUACAUUCUGUUGACACAUCACAUAAAUGUGAUCGAUGCGACAAAAUUUUUGCAAAGAGUUCAGACUUGAAAGGUCAUGCAUGUAUGUUAGUACCUUCCGCCAGUAGACCGUACAAAUGUGAAGUGUGCGCCAAGUGCUUUAAACUAAAGUCUCAUUUGACGGGACACAUGUCCGUUCAUACAUCAGAGAAAUCGUUCAAAUGUGAGAUUUGUUCCAAAGGUUUCCGACAGCGGGUGAACCUGAAGAGUCACAUGGCGGUACACAGCGGGCAGAAACCGUACCAGUGCGACAUGUGUCUGAGACACUUCAAGCUGAAGUGUCAGCUGAGGAAACACAAGUGCAACCUGCACACCCGAGCAGAAAGCCACAAGUGUCACGUCUGCCUGAAGUACUUCACCUCGCUGAAGGACCACAUGCUCACCCACGGCGCCGAGAGAACCUUUAAGUGCGAACACUGUGGCAGAUCUUUUGCACGCAAGUCGGGCUUGAAGCAGCACAUGUCGAUGCACGUCACGGUGAAGGUCUUUAAGUGCGACAUCUGCUCGAAACGCUACGCUCGCAAGUCCAUCCUCGUGGAGCACAUGCUGGUGCACUCGGGCGAGAAAUCAUUCAUGUGUGAAGUGUGUUCGAAGUGCUUCACAUGGAGGUCGACGCUGAGACGUCACCUGCGCAUCCAUUCUUCUGUGAAGUUCGUCUGUAAAGUGUGUUCCAAAGGCUUCAGCAAGGCCGACACACUGCAGGCCCACAUGUCCAUCCACACUGGGAAGAAGAGCUUCAAGUGUGAACUGUGUCAGAGACUGUUUGCGCGAAGGUGGACUUUAAAUCAACACAUGGUGAUUCACGAGAAGCCACUCGUGUGCGAAAUCUGUUCGAAAACUUUCACACACAGCGUAGUCUUAAAGCAUCAUAUGAAGAGUCAUGUUCGCGAUAGGCCUUUUGUGUGUGGGAUGUGCGCCAAAUCUUUUGCACAGAGUUCCCAGAUGAAAAUACACAUGCUGGAACACAUUCAGGACAGGUCUUUGAUAUGUAAGAUGUGCACCAAAUGUUUUGCACAGACUUCGGAGUUGAAAAUACACAUGCUGGAACAUACUGGCAACAAGCCUUUCAAAUGCCAAGAGUGCAAAAAAUGUUUUGCAAAACGUUUUAAGUUGAAAAUACACAUGCUGAAACAUGUUGGCUACAAGCCUUUAAAAUGCCAAGAGUGCACAGAGUGUUUUGCACAACAUUCCCAGUUGAAAAUACACAUGCUGGAACACAGCUGUGACAAGUCUUUCAUAUGUGGGAUGUGCACCAGAUGUUUUGCACAGAGUUCCGAGUUGAAAAUACACAUGCUGGAACAUGUUUGCGACAAGUCUUUCAAACCUGAAGAUAGCACAGAAUGUUUCGUGAACAAUUCCAGCUUGAAAGGGCAUCAGUUGACACACGCUGGCUCCAAUCCUUUCAGAUGUGAGAUCUGCUUCGAAUGUUUUGCACAGAGUUCUGAGUUGAAAAUACACAUACUGGAACAUGUUGGCGCCAAGCCUUUGAAAUGUGAAGACAGCACAGAAUGUUUCGCCAACAGUUCCAGCUUGAUGACACACGCUGACUCUUCUAAUCCUCUCAGAUGUGAGAUCUGCUUCAAGUGUUUUGCACAGAGCUCCAAGCUGAAGCAGCACACGCUAGUUCACAGUGUUGAGAAACCGUUCCAGUGUGAGUUAUGUGAGAAGAGUUUCACAAAGCGCUGCUUCUUGAGACGCCAUAUGUUCAUUCACUCCGGCAGGAAACCGUUCAAAUGCGACAAGUGCACAAAAUGUUUCACGCAAAACUCGAACCUGAAGAAGCACGUUUUGUGUCAUCUUCCUGAUAAACCUUUCAAGUGUGAAGUGUGCGGGAAAGGUUUCGCAUACAAGUCCAGUCUGAAAGAGCACAUGCUUCUGCAUUCUGACGACAUGCCCUUCAAAUGUGGAGAGUGCACCAAAGGUUAUACAAACAGUUCCAACUUGAAGAAGCAUAUGUUGCUGCAUACUGGGAACAAGAUCUUCAAAUGUGAAACGUGUUCUGAAUGUUUUAAAAAGAAUUCGAAGUUCCAGCGUCACAAGUUGACAUGUACAGUACAGGACUAGGGCCUCAGCGAGUCCAAAAUGUUGGACUCGAGUACUCAAGGGUCAGACAGACUCGACCCGGACCCGAGUACCCGACAAUAGAUAAUAAUGAGACUACGGAAUAAAGGAAAAUAGCAUUAUACGUCUUAAUUCCAGCGUUGAACAUUGAUGCCAAAUUAUGUCAUUGAUACAAUGACCCAUUAUACUGCAUUCCACGCUGUCACAUUCGGCUUUUCGUUUUCCUCUAUGUCUCAUAGCCCUAUAAUGUAAAGAGCGGCAAGCAUAUGGCAAAAUGACGUAAAAACAAUAAAUAAAUGAGAUUACUCGUGAAGACCCUAUACAGGACAAAGUAAUAUAUAGAUAGAUGCAGGGCUCGAAAUAGGAUGUAAAACAUGGCUUGUUGAUAUUUGGUAUAAUAGCAGGACAAAAGAAAUAUGUCCUGCUGAAAAUAACAUGGUCACAGAAUGAAAUGAAGGGGUCAGGGGUUUCAACAUUGCAGUGGCGUAGCCAGAAAAUGUUUUGCAUUACGCACGGCGUUUUAUUGGGGAAACUUAGUUACUGAAAAAGGGAAGAGGAUAUUUUAUAGAACAAUUACAGACAGCCUCGACCUAUUCCCGGAUUUAAAAAAAAAAUGUUUUUGUUUGUUAUUUUUUUCAUUACGCACGUGCGUACUGUGCGCUACGUCUUUGCUUUGGGAUAGUGUGUGCAACGUUAGGACGUCUCAAAUGGAAUUUAGAGUAUUAUGGAUUUGAAACAACAGAAUCGGGAACUAAUUAGCAGAAAAGAUCAUUGAUAUAUAUAUCUGUCUCUGACAAAAUUACUUCAAUGUUUUUGGUGGUGGUUUUAGCUGGUAAAUUUGUAUUUCACCUGAUUUUUUUAAAACAACAAAACCCACAGCAGUUUGCUUUUCGCAGGCCCCUAUUUCGAGUCCUGAGAUGGUUUCUUAAAACUUUAAUCUUACAUUAAUUUCAUCUGAUGAGGGGCGGAACGUAGGCCCAGUGGUAAAGCACUCGCCAAAUUCGUAUUCGGUCUAGGAUCGAUCCCCGUCGGUGGGCCCACAUGCACCGACCAGUGAUCCAUAACUGGUUCAACAAAGGCCAUGGUUUGUGCUAUCCUGCCUCCCGUACAAGAGUAGCUUCUAAACACUCAGAAUGACCAUAUGUUUGACGUCCAAUAGCCGAUGAUAAGAUAAAAAAAUCAGUGUGCACUAGUGGCGUCGUGAAAUAAAACAAACUUUACAGACCCCGUUUAAGAUGAGCUAUAACUCCCCUGGGAUCAGAUUAGGGAGGGUAAUGUUUAGCUCACGGAAGUAACGGUUAUGGAGUCGGGUUUUAGUCUAUUUUUAGAGGGUAUUUCACCAUUUCAAAGUCACAGACUCGGUUACACUCAGUUGUAACUUUAUCCAAAUGAGUUGCAGGUUUGUAGAUUAACUAAACUUAAUUUUCACGGGUUGAAACUAGGUUCUGUCCCUUUAAAUGGCUCCCCCACAGUCGUUUGUAUAGCAAGGUGUGCUAUACACGUAUUGAAGGUCCUAUGUCACAGUUGAAACUACACGAUUUCGUUAUUUUCACGUUUAUUUGCAACAAGUAACUACAAAUUAAAGUCGCGAAUCCUAGUUUCAAAUCGUGAAAAUAGAAACCAAGUGUGGUUAAUUUACAAACCUAUAACACAUUUUACUUUAUUGCACCUCGAUCGAAAUGAGUCUUAUUUGUGACGUUGAAACGGGGGAAAUAACCUUAAAUGUAGGUUAGAAUUCUACUCCAUAACCAUUACGUCUCCGAAGUACGAGCAUUUAAAAAACAAAUGUGGAAAAUGCAUUUUGUAGUAUUAAAAACACCAGGACGACUAGAAACACUUUGGAUGUACGGAAAUUGAUAAUUUCACCAAUAAAAUCUAAGUAAUGUUUGAUUCCAUAGUGGAAACAGUUCUAAGCUUCAUCUUAAAACGUAAAUAGUUAUUAUUCUUCAAAAGAUGUAACAGAUAAAUAGUUGUAUUUGUUUAGGUGCCUCGUGGAAUAUAAAGACGCUUCUAACACAAUUAGUAUGUUUGUUUCAGUAUAUGUACAUACAUAUUAAAUAUAUUGUAGCGGUUUUGUUUGAAAUAAAUAUAUUGAUAUUGUAAACUGAA
Molecule: messenger RNA, 7081 nt
Organism: Gigantopelta aegis
Lineage: Eukaryota; Metazoa; Mollusca; Gastropoda; Neomphalida; Peltospiridae
Product: zinc finger protein 208-like
Exons: 2
Coding region: 1610-4975 (1121 amino acids)
Biological process (GO): regulation of DNA-templated transcription
Molecular function (GO): RNA polymerase II cis-regulatory region sequence-specific DNA binding; DNA-binding transcription factor activity, RNA polymerase II-specific
Source: RefSeq, a predicted model, not a curated record